Ornithorhynchus anatinus (platypus) is the source of this 6146-nucleotide messenger RNA. RefSeq names its product tenascin N (gene TNN). The record is from RefSeq and is a predicted model, not a curated record. Lineage: Eukaryota; Metazoa; Chordata; Mammalia; Monotremata; Ornithorhynchidae. Bases 320 to 4516 code for a protein of 1398 amino acids. Gene Ontology annotation, molecular function: protein binding. The transcript has 21 exons.
CCAGGAAACCUCCCCUCCCUAGCCCCCACCCAGCUUUCAAAGCUUCAAGGGGUUCAAGGCAGAGUGGGUUGAACUGGAUGAAGGAAAGAGACCCUGAGGCCAAGUGACGCGCCGUGCCCGAGGGUAAUGUCAGGGAUGAGGCAGCUCUCCGACCACCUACCUCCUCUGCCAGGCCUUCCACAGAAGUAGGCCACCCUGCUUCCCGUGCCAUUCUCUGUGACUGCGACCCAAAGUUCACCAGGAGUGCUCAGCCAGCUGCUUUUUUCUUGGAAGAGCGCUGCGAUGGCCUGUGGAGGGACUUCUCCGCUUCACCCCAAGGAUGCACAGGAUGGGCUUCCAGGGAAGACUUUGCUGUGCCUUGGGGCUCCUGCUCUGCUUUGUCGUACCCAAGGCAGCUCCCAAGCCUCCCGGGGCCCCACCCAACUGUAGCACCAAGGAGCAACAGGUCACAUUCAGCCACACCUAUAGGAUCGAUGUGCCCAAGGCCACCCAGGUCCAAGUGGAGGCUGACCCACCACCCCUCGGAGACCAGGGGACUGCUCUGAUCGACCCCGGGGAGGCCGGCGAGGAGCAGAAUAUCAUUUUCCGACACAACAUCCGCCUGCAGGCCCCAAAGGCAGACUGCGAAGUGGCGGGCAGCCUGCAGGACUUACUGGCGCGAGUGAAGAAACUGGAGGAUGAGGUAGCAGAACUCAAGGACAAAUGCAGCCCUCAGAACUGCUGUAGUGGAGCUCAAGGGCUCAGCGGUCACUGCAGCGGCCAUGGGACUUUCAUACCCCAGACUUGCAGCUGCCAGUGUGACGUGGGCUGGGGAGGCCCCGACUGCUCCCUUCCCAGCUGCCCCGGAGCCUGCAGUGGCCACGGGCGCUGCGUGGACGGCCAGUGCAUUUGUGACGAGCCCUACGUCGGGGAGGACUGUGGCUACCUGCCCUGCCCCGAGAACUGCAGCGGGAAUGGGGUGUGCGUGCGAGGCGUCUGCCAGUGCCAUGAGGACUUCACAUCCGAGGACUGCAGCGAGAAGCGAUGCCCCAAUGACUGUAGUGGGCACGGCUUCUGCGAUACCGGAGAAUGCUACUGCGAGGAGGGCUUCACCAGUCUGGACUGCUCCGAGGUUCUUGCUCCACAGAGACUGCAGCUACUCAAGAGCACAGAGGACUCUCUGCUUGUAAACUGGGAUCGGGUGAUGGACGUGGACCAUUACCUGCUCAGCUACUAUCCGAUGGGGCUGGAGCCCUCUGUGAAGCAGAUCCACGUCGCCAAAGAUCAGCUCAGCUAUGAGAUCCUGGGCCUGCUCCCCAGCACCAAGUACAUAGUCACCCUACGCAAUGUGAAGAAAGGGCUUUCUAGCAACCCACAGCAUCUGCUGGCUACCACAGACCUGGCCAUGAUUGGCACCGCCUGGGUGACGGAUGAAACGGAAACCUCUCUGGAAGUGGAGUGGGAGAACCCCCCGACGGAUGUGGAUUACUACAAGCUGAAGUUCGGUCCCCUCCUUGGGCAGGAGGUGGAAGAGGAGGAGGAGGAGAAGGAAGUGACGGUACCCAAGAGCAAUGACCCCAAGAGCAGAUAUGAUCUCACGGGUUUGCAGCCCGGUAGAGAGUACAAGAUCACUGUCGUACCCAUGAGAGGAGGGUUAGAGGGGAAAUCCAUUUCCUUGAAUGGCAGGACAGGUAUCGACAGCCCAACUAACCUGGUGACCGAUCGAGUAACUGAGGACACAGCCAUCGUCUCCUGGGACGUGGUCCAGGCACCCAUAGACAGGUAUGUCGUGCGCUACGCCUCUGCCGACGGGGAGACCAGGGACAUCCCAGUGGCAAAGGACCAGAGCACCACCACCCUGACGGACCUGAAACCAGGCGCGGAGUACUCUGUCUACGUUUGGGCCGAGAAGGGGAACCAGGAGAGCAAGAAAGCCAACACAAAAGCCGAGACAGAUAUUGACAGUCCAGCCAAUGUGGUGACAGAGCGAGUGACUGAAGAUACAGCCAUCAUUUCCUGGGACAGAGUCCAGGCUCCCAUAGACAGAUACAUGUUGCGUUACACCACGGCCGAUGGAGAGACCAAGGACAUCCCCGUGGUGAAGGACCAGAGCACCACCACCCUGACAGGCCUGAGACCAGGCGUGGAAUAUUCCGUCUACGUGUGGGCUGAGAAGGGGACCCAGGAGAGCAAGAAAGCUGACACGAAAGCUGAGACAGAAAUCGAUGCCCCUAAAAACCUGGUGACCGAUCGAGUGACCGAGAACUCAGCCGUCGUCUCUUGGGACAGAGUCCAGGCCCCCAUAGACAGGUACGUCGUGCUCUACACCUCUGCCGAUGGGGAGUCCAAGGAGGUCCCCGUUGCGAAGGACCAGAUCUCCACCACUCUGACGGGCCUGAGACCAGGCGAGGAGUACUCCGUCUCCGUGUGGGCUGAGAAGGGGACCCAGGAGAGCAAGAAAGCUGACACGAAAGCUGAGACAGGAAUCGACGGCCCUAAAAACCUGGUGACCGAUCGAGUGACGGAGAACACAGCCAUCGUCUCCUGGGACAGGGUCCAAGCCCCCAUAGACAGAUAUGUCAUACGCUACAUCUCUGACGAUGGGGAGACCAAAGACGUCCCGGUGGCAAAGGAACAGAGCACCAUCACUCUGACAGGCCUGAGUCCCGGAGUGGAGUAUUCCAUCUACUUGUGGGCUGAGAAGGGGACCCAGGAGAGCCAGAAAGCGGACACGAAAGCCGAGACAGAAAUCGAUGGCCCUAAAAACCUGGUGACCGAUCGAGUGACCGAAAACACGGCCGUCGUCUCCUGGGACAGAGUCCAGGCCCCCAUAGACAAGUACAUUGUGCGCUACACCUCUGCCGAUGGGGAGACCAAGGAGGUGCCCGUCACGAAGGACCAGAUCUCCACCACUCUGACGGGCCUGAGACCAGGCGAGGAGUACUCCGUCUCCGUGUGGGCUGAGAAGAGGACCCAGGAGAGCAAAAAAGCUGACACAAAAACUGAGACAGAAAUGGAUGGCCCUAAAAACCUGGUGACCGAUCGAGUGACGGAGAACACAGCCAUCGUCUCCUGGGACAGGGUCCAGGCCCCCAUAGACAGGUACGUCGUGCGCUACACCUCUGCCGAUGGAGAGACAAAGGAGGUCCCUGUGGCGAAGGACCAGAGCACCAUCACCCUGACGGGCCUGAGACCAGGCGUGGAGUACUCCUUCUACGUGUGGGCUGAGAAGGGGACCAAAGAGAGCAAAAGAGCCGACAUGAAAGCCGAGACAGAGAUUGACAGCCCCACAAAUCUAGUGACCAACAGAGUAACCGAGGAUUCAGCCGUCAUCUCCUGGGACAGGGUCCAGGCUCCCAUAGACGGGUACCUGGUGCGAUACACCUCUGCCGACGGAGAGACUAAGGUGAUACCCGUGGGGAAGGACAAGAGGACCACCACCCUGACGGGCCUGAGGCCAGGAGUGGAGUACUCUGUCUACGUCUGGGCAGGGAAGGGGAGCCGGGAGAGCAAGAAGGCUGACGCGAAAGCUUUGACAGAAAUCGAUCCUCCCAAGAACCUCCGGGUGUCUGAUGUUACACACUCUGGGGGUGUGGUGACCUGGAAGCCCCCUUCUGCUCAGAUCGACGGCUACAUUCUGACCUACCAAGCCCCAGAUGGCACCAGCAAGGAGGUACAGCUGGGACCCUUGGACCAAAGGUUCACGCUGGAAAGUCUGGAACACGGUGCCAGUUAUACCAUCUCUCUAGUGGCUUUUAAAGGAGAUCGACAGAGCAGGAAAGUAUUCACCACCUUAUCGACAGUGGGUGUCAAGUUCCCUCACCCUUCAGACUGCAGCCAAGUCCAGCAAAACGGCAACGUUGCCAGUGGCAUGUACACCAUCUAUUUGCACGGCGACGCCGGCAGGCCCUUGGAGGUGUACUGUGACAUGGACACUGAUGGAGGAGGAUGGAUUGUAUUCCAGAGGCGAAACACUGGACAGCUAGAUUUCUUCAAGCGCUGGAGAACCUACGUGGAAGGCUUUGGAGACCCUACAGGAGAGUUCUGGCUCGGACUUGAUAAACUGCACAAUCUUACCAGUGGCACCCCCAUUCGUUAUGAGGUCCGGGUGGACUUGAAGACCGCCAAUGAGUCUGCCUACGCUGUCUACGAUUUCUUCCAAGUAGCCUCUAGCAAGGACAGGUACAAGCUGUCGGUGGGAAAAUACAGAGGCACUGCAGGCGAUGCUCUGACUUACCACAAUGGCUGGAAGUUCACCACCUUUGACAGGGACAAUGAUAUAGCCCUCAGCAACUGCGCCCUGACACACCACGGUGGCUGGUGGUACAAGAACUGCCAUCUGGCGAACCCCAAUGGCAAAUACGGAGAAACCAAGCAUAGCGAGGGGGUGAACUGGGAGCCCUGGAAAGGGCACGAAUUCUCCAUCCCAAAUGUGGAGUUGAAGAUCCGCCCCCAAAAUUUCAGCAGUGAGCACAUCCUGGGGAGGAAGAAGAGGACUCUAGCAGGGAAGAGGAAAAUCACCAGAAGGCACAACUGACCAGACCCCAGAGUGAGACGAGAACAACAGGGGCUGCGGUGUGUGUACUGGGGAGCGGGAUGGGGGAGGGGGAGGUAGAAUAACUUUGACGAGGAUCUGAGCAAUCAUAUCCGAGAUGCCCAUGAGAUUUCUGUGUUCUCCAGAAAUUGUACAAGAGCAACUUAACUCUCUCCAAGCAUAAACCACUGAGCUUCCUUUCUUCACACUCAUCUUCACCAACACAACAUCAACCACACUUGUGAGAAUCUAAAAUAGAAAUGAGAGAGCUGCCCCAGAACACAAAAAUCAAUACUGAAUCAGUAGGAAUGCUCCACCUUUCUCCAGUGAUGAGUGCUAGGCUGUUGUAAGUGAAGGCUUGGGAGCCCUCCAAUUUACAAGCAUUAUUUUUAUCGUGUUAGUUUAGCUCUUACUAUGUGCCAAGCACUGUAUUAAGCACUUGAGUACAUACAAGAUUAUCCGAUAAUCAGUUUACCUGGAACCCAGUUUACCCCUUUUAAUCUGAUGCAUAAUUAUUUCCAUAAAUCUGCAUAUAUUAUGUUUGCACUAUUUUAGACAUUCAGACUUAGACUAUGUUGCCGCCUUUCAAAUAGCCAUUUCUUGAUUAUUUUUUUCUUAUCCCUUUAUUUGCUACUUGUUUUAGCCACCCAAGCACCCAUUUCCCAAGCUCUCUCCCUUGGGCAUACUGCUCCCUUAGAGGGAGAUGUUCUGAUGCUGGAUUCUGAUGCUAAGAUGGCUUUUCCCUCCAUGGCACAGUUUGAAUGGCAGGAUCAGCCAUUCAAAUUGUGGAAAUUGUGUUCCUGAAUGACUGAGAUGGGGGUCCUCCUCACUCCCACCCCAGGGACCACCCUGAAGAAACCAGCCUGGAGUCACCCUCAGGGCCAGCUAACAGCUCGGCCAACUUCCAGUGUGGGGAUCUCCUGGGAGAGCCAGUUGGGGAGGCUUUAGAGCUCCCCAAAGGGUUUCAGUUGAGUUCAGAGGCUCUGGAGGGUCAUUCUGUUCAGAACCCCAGGACCCAUCUGCAGCUAAUGGGAACCUCUAUUGGGACCCCUGAACUGCUCCACUCUGACCAUCACCAUCAUUUAUCGAAUGCCGGCUGUUUGCAGAGCCCUGAACUAGGCUGUGGGAACACUUCACUUUUGCAGGGAGUCUCUGGCUUAUGAGAGAUAGGCUUGGUCCUCUGCAGAGCAGACCCUCGAGGCAACUCUGAGUUUGUUGGGCCACCCAGGAUUGCUCCAGUCUCAAUGGAAGGUCCCUGGGGAGAGGGGGCUGGUCCUCCAGGGUGUGUGGGCAGUACUCAGUCACUGAGCGUCAGCCAACAUCCUCUGGCCCGCCGGGGAACCCCCGGCAUGGGUGGCAGUCCUGGGGAAUGGCCCCUUGCCAUGCUGGCCUCUAGAGUCCCGUUUGACUCCUUGAAAGAAGAUCAUUCUUCUGAAGACUUCGAACACUGAGGCACUCCCAAGUAGUCAGUCUGGAAUGCACACUGGGUAGUCUAAGCCCUUGGAGAAUCGUUCGAUACUUUUUACUGAUUUUUCUUACCAUUUUGGCAACAUCAUCUAUUAACUAAUUCAACGGCCAUUUAAGUAAUUUAAAUUUCCACUCUGGAAAAAUAAACCACUAGAUAAAAAAAGAA